Papaver somniferum (opium poppy) is the source of this 968-nucleotide messenger RNA. RefSeq names its product extradiol ring-cleavage dioxygenase-like. The record is from RefSeq and is a predicted model, not a curated record. Lineage: Eukaryota; Viridiplantae; Streptophyta; Magnoliopsida; Ranunculales; Papaveraceae. Gene Ontology annotation, molecular function: ferrous iron binding; zinc ion binding; oxidoreductase activity, acting on single donors with incorporation of molecular oxygen. The transcript is spliced from 3 exons. Bases 51 to 851 code for a protein of 266 amino acids.
UAUAUAAAUCGAAACAGAAAAGUAGUAGAAAAUGCAAAGAUAGAGAGGAGAUGGACAUAUAUUUCAUAUCUCACGGACCACCAAUCCUAGUGAUCGAUGAAACAAUUCCAGUGAGAUCAUUCUUGAAAUCGUGGCAACAGAUAGUCCAUAAAGAGAAACCAAGAUCGAUUCUUCUGAUAUCAGCGCACUGGGAAACAGAAAUUCCAACUGUUAAUGGAUGUAUCAAUCAGAAGUACUCCACCAUGUACGACUUCGAAACCCGUCCUGAACGGCUUCCCCUCUUCGAGCUCAAGUAUCCUGCACCAAGUGCCCCUGAAUUGGCCAAGAGGGUUAAAGAAUUGUUGAUAGAGUCUGGUUUUAAUCAGGUCGAGGAGGAUCAAACUCGGGGUCUUGACCAUGGUGCGUGGUGUCCACUUAUGCUGAUGUACCCAGAAGCUGAUAUUCCUGUGUGCCAACUUUCUCUCCAAACCAAAUUAAAUGGAACCCAUCACUACAACAUGGGAAAAGCAUUAGCCCCUCUUAGAGAUGAAGGAGUCCUUAUAAUCGGAUCAGGUCAUGCAACCCAUAACGUGCUAGCCCUUGGAGAUCAUGACGAUCCUGUUCCGUCCUGGGCUUCGGAUUUCGAUACAUGGCUCAGAGAAUCUCUUAUCAGCGGCAGACACGAAGAUAUUAAUCAGUAUGAGGAGAAGGCGCCAAGGGCUCAAAUGGUGCAUCCAUCCCCUGAACAUUUCUAUCCGUUACAUGUGGCUCUAGGGGCAGCUGGAGAAGAUGCUAAAGCUGAACUCAUCCAUCAUAGUUGGAGGGAGGCUGCUCUUUCAUAUGCAUGCUACCGCUUUAAGACCAUAUCUUGAUGUUCACCACACCGCACCGCCGGUUUCGUUCUUGCUGUGAAAACUAUAUGUACUUAAAUGCCCGGCCCCAUGUUUUUAUCUUUUCUUCUACAUUUAAAAUGAAAUGACACUCAUGAU